Miscanthus lutarioriparius is the source of this 489-nucleotide messenger RNA. The record is from the annotation of a GenBank genome assembly. NCBI's taxonomy places the organism in Eukaryota, Viridiplantae, Streptophyta, Magnoliopsida, Poales, Poaceae.
AUGGCCGCUGCCGACCAGAUGCCUUUGCACUUUGGUCAAUUUUCAACUGGAAUUGGAAACACUGAUGCAGGUUUUGUGAUGGGCACCGGAAAGACUCUUCUCAAGGGAACCAAAAUGAAAGCGGUUGCGUACGGCGACCAAACCAUGAGGUUCGACUGUUUGCUUCGUGUAGGAGAAUGUUAUGACUUCAUGAGAGUUGGUUUCGUGCCUACUCAUGUUGGUCCUUUGGGCUACAUCUUCCGUUUAUUUGCCGACUACUUUGUGGUUCUAUCUCCACAAAGUAUGGCUAAUGCACCACCGAGAGAGCUAUGGAUUUGUCAGUAUCCUCGUACCUUUAUGGAAUUCGAGGAUGUAUACGCUCAAGCUGAGUACUUUUUUGCAGAUGUCAUUGGUAUAGUUGUGCAUGUGUCUAAUAUUCGAGGAAGGGAUGACGUGCGGAUGCGACCAUACAGAUAUGUGGUGCUAAUGAAUGAAAUGUACUUAGAUUGA